AUCAGUAGAGCAAGCUCGAGUCGAAAUCUCGCGAAGCUACAGAGUAGUCUCGUAGUGAGAUAGAUUGCCGUUCUGUCAAAAGAUUCUGGCGGCCUCCUCGAUGGUGGCUAGGAAAACAAGCGAAGUGGCUCCGCGAUAGGGUGUGAUGGCCCCUUACUACAAGAGGAUACUAGUAAUACUGUUUACUUUUCAAGGACUUCUUAUAACAAGUGCUUUUAAUGAGGAUGGGGAUGUACCUGAAGAAUGGAUUCUCCUGCAUGUAGUUCAAGGUCAGAUUGGUGCUGGAAAUUACAGCUACUUGAGACUAAAUCAUGAAGGGAAAAUAGUGCUUCAGAUGCAGAGUUUAAAAGGUGAUGCAGACUUGUAUAUAUCUGAUGUAACUCUUCAUCCCAGUUUUGACGAUUAUGAAUUACAGUCUGUAACUUGUGGUCAAGAUGUGGUUUAUGUGCCAGCACACUUUCGUCGCCCAGUGGGAAUUGGAAUUUAUGGUCAUCCCUCUCAUUUGGAAAGUGAAUUUGAAAUGAAAGUGUACUAUGAUCAAACAGUUGUAGAAUCUCCAUUUGGUGGUGGCUCAUACAAUCCAGAAGAAGUGAAAAUGAACCAGAAGAAAUUUCAUUCAACAGAAGAUGAGUAUCAAGAUGAGGAAUCUGUCUUUUGGACUAUAUUGAUUGGAAUACUAAAAUUAAUACUUGAAAUUCUCUUUUAGUUUUAUAGCUUUGGGUGUGAGCAAUCUGUACAAAUGAUUGAAUGCUGUUUUAAGCUGUGGAUCGGAAAAUAAAGCCAUAAUUAUUUUUAUAAUGUAAACUUUUCCCAGUGCUAUAUUGUAGCAGGCACAGUAUUUGUAUGGUUUUCUCUUAACUGAUCAGGGUGAAUACUAAUGGAUGCUACAAUUCACUGUGAUUUUCAAUAAAACUUCAAAAUUGUAGAAA
Messenger RNA from Pantherophis guttatus, 929 nucleotides. It is a transcript of the gene C1H6orf120, whose product is annotated as chromosome 1 C6orf120 homolog. Lineage: Eukaryota; Metazoa; Chordata; Lepidosauria; Squamata; Colubridae. The record is from RefSeq and is a predicted model, not a curated record.